Artibeus jamaicensis (Jamaican fruit-eating bat) is the source of this 592-nucleotide messenger RNA. Its product is annotated as small EDRK-rich factor 1. The coding region runs from base 110 to 298 and encodes 62 amino acids. The record is from RefSeq and is a predicted model, not a curated record. NCBI's taxonomy places the organism in Eukaryota, Metazoa, Chordata, Mammalia, Chiroptera, Phyllostomidae. The transcript has 3 exons.
GGCACUGGCUCAGCCUUCCGGAUCCCUCCGAGAGGACGUCCGCUGAGCCAGAGAGAAGGCUGUUGCUUUUCUGAGUUGCUCCCUUCCGAGGCUCGGUCGGCUGGUCCGCAUGGCCCGUGGAAAUCAGCGAGAACUUGCCCGCCAGAAAAACAUGAAGAAAUCCCAGGAAAUUAGCAAGGGAAAAAGAAAAGAGGAUAGCUUGACUACCUCUCAGAGAAAACAAAGGGACUCUGAGAUCAUGCAACAAAAGCAGAAAGCAGCUAAUGAGAAGAAGUCGAUGCAGACAAGAGAAAAAUGAGGACCGACAAUUUGGAAAACCUGGGUGCUAUUGCCAACUAGGUGUAUCAUAAGCUCUAUGAUCAGGAUUUUGUAGAGUGAACAAUCAUUACAUGUGUUAUAACAUAUCCUUAUAGAAACUAUUUUAAACUCUACCUUUCAGCCUGACUUAGCGUGACAUUUCAGAACCAUUCUUCAAAGAAUAAAAUACUGGUCAUGCUAGGGGGAGGGGGCUAUGAGGGGACUACAUGGUAAUGGGAAAAAAUACAAUAAAGAUUAAAUCAAAAUAAAAUCAAACACUACCAUGCAUGUGAUA